UCAUUUCGCGCGCAACUUCAUUGUAAAUAACAGCAGUAAUGUGUCAGUUGUCGAUCUAAACAAUGGAUCAAGUGUUUUUGCUUGAUUUUAUUGUUUAUUUUAUUGUAAUGUUUAAUUAUUGAUGAGUUGUGAUGGUUUUUAUUUUGGUAAUUAAGUGAUAAUAUUUAUUGAUAUUAUUAAUGAUGAAUAAAAUUUAUUGUUUUUAUGGUUUAUGCCAAAUUAUCAUGAUUUUGCAAUUUUCACGAACUUUAGACCAAAAUCUUAAGUAUUAUGAGACACUUAAUGUCCAGCACCUGGACCACAAAAUAGUAAAACGCGGCACCGAGCACGGGAGCCAUCCGUACAACAAAAUAAACCAGGUGGAAUUUUACGCCCACGGUCGUCACUUUCGUCUGAUUCUGACCCCGCGAAAAGAAGUAAUCCACUCAAAAUUCAAAGCAUACGAAGUAAAUGCAGACGGAGAAGAGAAGUCCGUUCACCUGGACCACGAGAGUUUCUACCACGGGCGCGUGUUCGGGGAACUGGACUCCCACGCCCAGGUCCACAUUGACGAGGGUGUCAUUACUGGCAGCAUCACAAUUUCAGACGAAACUUAUCAUAUUGAGCCAUCAUGGAGACACCUCCCGCAGCUGGGCAACAAGUCGAUGAUCAUCUACAAGGCCUCGGAUGUUAAACUGAGCUGGGAACACGUCGAAAACGGGCAGGGACAUACUCACGGUGUCCCGAAAACCUGCGGCUACAUAAAGGCAUCAGCAGAUGAUCCAGGUGACGACGAUGACUCUGAUUAUGUCGAUGAACUGGAGCUCACUUCUGAUGACCUGGGAAUUUAUGCGAAUGAGUCAAGACCAUCAAGAGUUAAAAGACAGACGGAAACGUACGAAUACACGCCAACGAAAACUCGAUGCCCGCUGCUGCUGGUCGCUGACUACAGAUUUUAUCAGGAAAUGGGGGCGAGCAGUACCAAGACGACGAUCAAUUACCUGAUAAGUUUAAUUGAUCGUGUGCAUAAAAUUUACAAUGACACUCUCUGGCAGGAUCGUCUCGAGCAAGACGGAUUCAAAGGCAUGGGAUUUGUCAUCAAAAAGAUUGUCGUUCACAGCGAGCCGACGCGUGUACGUGGGGGUGAUACUCACUACAAUAUGAUACGGGAAAAAUGGGACGUUCGCACACUUCUUGAAGUGUUCAGUCGCGAGUACAGCCACAAAGAUUUUUGUCUCGCUCAUUUGUUCACUGAUUUGAAGUUUGAAGGCGGGAUACUUGGUCUUGCUUACGUUGGCUCUCCGCGGAGAAAUUCAGUAGGUGGGAUUUGUACUCCGGAGUAUUUUAAAAACGGGUAUACGUUGUACUUAAAUUCAGGAUUGAGCAGCAGUAGGAAUCAUUACGGUCAGCGGGUGAUAACGCGAGAAGCUGAUCUGGUGACAGCGCAUGAAUUCGGACACAACUGGGGCUCGGAGCAUGACCCGGACGUGACGGAAUGCAGCCCUAGUGCCAGCCAAGGAGGAUCUUAUUUGAUGUACACCUACAGCGUCAGCGGAUAUGACGUCAAUAACAAGAGAUUUUCCCCAUGUAGCUUGAGGUCCAUCAAGAAAGUCCUGCAAGCUAAGUCUGGGAGAUGCUUCAGCGAACCAGAGGAGUCGUUCUGUGGGAAUCUUAGGGUCGAGGGGGACGAGGAGUGCGACGCAGGACUGCUGGGCACCGAAGACAACGAUGCGUGUUGUGAUAAAAAUUGCAAGUUGAGGAGAAACCAGGGGGCUGUUUGCAGUGACAAGAAUUCUCCUUGCUGUCAGAAUUGUUUAUUUAUGCGGCUUGGCACCAAGUGCAGAGAUGCUCAGUACGCGACUUGCGAACAGGAGUCGAGGUGCACUGGAGCUUCGAGUGAAUGUCCGAGGUCGCCACCGAUGAAAAAUGGAACCGCUUGUCUGGAAAGAGGACAGUGCAGAUUAGGAAAGUGUGUUCCUUAUUGUGAGACUCAGGGGCUGCAGAGUUGCAUGUGUGAUACCAUUGGCGACGCUUGUAAAAGAUGCUGCAGAAUGAAUCUUAAUGAAACAUGUUUUCCAAUUGACCCACCUGACCUCCUACCAGACGGUACUCCAUGUAUUCAAGGCUUUUGCAAUAAGGGAAUAUGUGAAAAAACAAUUCAGGAUGUCGUUGAACGUUUUUGGGACAUAAUAGAGGACAUAAACAUAAAUAAAGUAAUAAGAUUUUUGAAGGACAAUAUUGUCGGGGCCGUUAUCAUCAGCACAGCAAUAAUAUGGAUUCCCGCGAGCUGUGUUGUCAGUUACAUCGACAGCAGACGCGUUAAGGAAAAUGACAAGAAAUGGAGAUGGAAAAAUACUGAUCAGCUGAUACACCCGGAUGAUCAGAGACAAGUGAUACAUGUCGGGUUACCGAGACGCUUGGAGCAAUCCAAAGUUACCUAAUUAAUUAUUUAAGUUUUUUUAAAGAGGGAGAGAGGGAGAGAGUCUAGUCAAGCCUCUUGCAAUAUUAUCUCUCAAUGUGUUCAUAUUAAAUUGAAUUUUGUACUUAAUUUUAAACCAAACAUUCCUUGCCAUCUAAAUUAAUAAGACGUAAUUUUAAAUUAUCUUUCAAUUAGACAUUCCAAAUUUUUUUUAAUGCCAACUUUUUUAUUUGUUGAUUUAAAAUCAUGAUCUCCGUCAGUUUUUUUAAAAAAAUUUUUUACUAGUCAACAUUGUUACCAGCAUUUUUUUAAUCGAACAAAUUUUUUUUUGUUUAUUUAAAUGACUAAUGGGUUUUGCAUUUGUAAUUU
Microplitis mediator is the source of this 2767-nucleotide messenger RNA. It is a transcript of the gene Tace, whose product is annotated as ADAM 17-like protease. Gene Ontology annotation, biological process: Notch signaling pathway; membrane protein ectodomain proteolysis. Gene Ontology annotation, cellular component: plasma membrane. Gene Ontology annotation, molecular function: metalloendopeptidase activity. The record is from RefSeq and is a predicted model, not a curated record. NCBI's taxonomy places the organism in Eukaryota, Metazoa, Arthropoda, Insecta, Hymenoptera, Braconidae. The transcript is spliced from 4 exons. Bases 180 to 2420 code for a protein of 746 amino acids.